AUGUGGAGUCCCACCAAGGCAAAGGGAGCGGCAGCCGCCAAGAAGCCCGAGCAGCAGCUCUUCCUCGCCGCCGUGUACGCGCUCUGCCUCGCCGCCGCCGUCGUGGGCCUUGCCCGCACACACCUGCUGCACAACUUCCGCGCCUCCCCGCUGUGCGACGGCGCCAGCUGCUCCGUCUCCUCCUCGCUGCGCGGCGCCCAGCAGCUGCUGCGCGAGGCGGCCCGCAAGGUGGCGGCGCAGCACUCUGAAGCCAUGGCCCUGGGCAUCCCCGUGCAGCGCCUCAAGUACGAGAAAAGCAUGGCCGGCGCGCCUUCUGGCGGCGGAGAGGACGAGGAGGAGGAGGGCGGCGGCGCGGACGCGGUGUUGGAAGAGGUGGAAGAGGAGCUCGCGGCGGCGGGGGCCGACGGCCGCAGCCAGCCUGCCGGCACGCAGCGGAGCGAGGAGGAGGAGGAGCAGGAGGAGCAGGAGGUCGAGGCCGGCAGCUCGAGGCAGGAGCCACCGGGCGGCGAUGAGGAGGGGGCGGAAGGGGAGGAGGAGGAGGAGGAGGCCGGCCGCACGUCGGCGCCCUCUCCCUACCAGCUGGCAGUAGAGGACUGUGCCGACCUGGCCUGCCUCAGCAAGGCGGGCAGGCUGGGCAUGCACCCCGGCCAGUUCCGCUUCCCCAGCUUCUUCAUCAAGUGCGCCACCACCUCGCUGUUCUGGCACCUCAAGAACCAUCCGCAGGUUCUGGCAGCAGACAACAAGGAGCCCGAGUUCUUCAGCGACGACUGCGGCUACGACCCGGCCGCCUGCAGCAGGAAGGACACGCGCCGCUACCUGUUCGAUACAAUGAGGCUGGGAGAGGCGGUGGAGGGCGGCAUGCGUGCGGCGGCGGUGGAGGCAUCCACCCAUUACGGCCGCAACGGCCACCUGCUGGCGGCGCCGGUCUUCCCCUGGCUCAAGGUCAUCAUUUCCAUGCGGGAGCCCAUCAGCCGUGCCAUCUCCAUGCUUGCGCACAACCUGGACAAGCACGGGUCGGGCUGCCUCACCAAGGACAGCGUGUUCAAGUGCCUGGAGCGGGACCUGCAGCGGGACACGUACGGCAGGCCCUUUGCCGCCUGGCUGGACGCAUACCCGCCAGACCAGGUCUUCCUCAUCCAGUACGAGAACAUCACCUCCACCGCCCAUGGCUCCGACGUGCUGCAUGCAAUCAAGAACCGCCUGGGGAUCGACCCAGAGCUGCCCGGCUCCGACCUGGGCAUCCGCAACACGCGGGAGUACCACCUGAUGCGCAAGGGGGAGCUCAAGGAGGGGGAGCAGGCCGAUGGCUGGCCCAUGAAGAAGUGGCAGUACCAGUCGCUGGUGGACAUGGUACGGCCGGACGCACAAACGGUGGCUGACCUGGCUGACCGGCACGGCCUGGCUGACGGCAGGCAGUGGAUGCGGAACUGGGAGGCAGAGUGGAAGGCGACGCUGGAGGAGUGCGGCGCCGACGGCAACUGCGUCGUGUUCCCGAACUGA
Chlorella variabilis is the source of this 1500-nucleotide messenger RNA. RefSeq lists its product as hypothetical. Gene Ontology annotation, molecular function: sulfotransferase activity. The record is from RefSeq and is a predicted model, not a curated record. The transcript has 14 exons. The coding region runs from base 1 to 1500 and encodes 499 amino acids. NCBI's taxonomy places the organism in Eukaryota, Viridiplantae, Chlorophyta, Trebouxiophyceae, Chlorellales, Chlorellaceae.